AGUUGUUUUCUGUUGAAUUCAGGUGUGGAAAACAGUGACGGUUCGGGUGACGUUGCCCUGUGAUGAGUGUCCUGUGUCUUAUUUUCCCGUCGCGGGCGUCGCUACGAGCGCUCCAGAUUUAGUCUUUUUUAUGAUUACGGAGAGUUAAUUUAUUUUUUACAACAUACCUCGUUAUUUUUGCGUGUUUGCUGGUCGACGGAAUCUGCUGGUGUAUAUAUCUGCUCCGCAACUCAGUGGGGAAACAAUAUGACAAUGUUGGAUUCGGAGGCGCCGCAGAUCGACGCCAGGAAGAUCAUGGCGUCCAUGGACGCCCCGCUCGUUGUGGGUGAGACGUGGUUCCUGGUGGCCAUGGACUGGUUUCAGAAAUUCAAGGCGUACUCGGGACUGAGUUCCGCCACCGUAUUGGGCGACUCUCACCCGGGCCCGAUUAGCAAUCGGUCACUGAUGGCGGCGAAUGGCCGCCUGAAGCCGUGUUUGGUGGAUCAGGACGAUUACGUGCUUGUGCCCGAGCGGACGUGGCAUGCCUUGGUCGCCGCUUUCGGCGUCGAUAAGACGUACGGGGAAUUGCCGCGUCAAGUCAUUGAAACCGGCGACUCUCGCACCACUCGUGUCGAGGUUUACAAGUUACACUUGAAGCUCUGCCACAAUACGACGGAGAACGGGCAAGAAGCCGAGUGCUCUGUCGUGGAGACUGUGUCGGGUUUGCGUCGUGAAUUGCAAAAUCGUUUUGGCGUAUCUGCGACGGAAGACGCACGUGUGUGGCUUCAUACUGCAGACCCGCGAGAAUUCAAAGCCCUCACCAAUUGGUCUUCUCCAUUGGAAAGCGCCGAGGUGAACGACGGCGACACCAUCAUCCUGGAAGUGAAGAAGAAUGGGUCAUGGCCUCUGCAGAGGCUACUCGAACACACCAAAGACUCAAGGAAUAGACAUCGGUCUCAGCCAGGCAUUUGUGGGUUGCAAAAUUUAGGAAACACCUGCUUCAUGAACAGUGUGCUACAGUGUAUGAGCAACACGCCGCCAGUCACUGCGUAUUUUUUGUCUGAGAAACAUUUGGAAGAGUUGAACAGAAACAACCCUUUGGGAACCCAGGGGGCACUUGCCGUUAGCUACGGCGACCUCCUGAAAGUGAUAUGGAGUGGCGACAACAGUUCCGUCUCCCCUCGCAACUUCAAAAUGCAGGUCAGCAGAUUUGCGCCUCAGUUCUCGGGUUGUCUGCAGCAUGAUGCGCAUGAGCUGCUCAUCUUUCUACUCGACGGGUUGCACGAAGAUUUGAACCGAAUCCGUAGUAAGCCCUAUAUUGAACUGCGAGAAGCAGACGGGCGUUCCGACGAUGUGGUUGCUCGCGAAGCCUGGGAUAACUACCUCAAAAGAAACGACUCUAUCAUGGUUCAAAUCUUCCAUGGCUUGCUCAAGUCCACGGUUGUCUGUCCUGAGUGCGGCAAGGUGUCCGUGACGUUUGAUCCAAACCCCCCGUAUGCUUUGCCUCUGCCGUUCCAACGAGAGCGAACCAUCACCGUUCUUCUCGUGCCGAAGGAAGGUGCUGCGAGCCCUGUCGAGUAUCGAUUAUCUGUGUCACGAGACGCCCUUCUCAAGGACGUGAUCGACGUCCUGGCCUCGGGCAAAGUGCAUGUGGAAGCUGCCCGGUUUGCGCUGGUGUCCGUUGGAUCCUUCUCGCGUAUUCUGAAACCGACGGAUCGGUUGUCCGAUCUGCCCGAUAGAGAGAAACUUCACAUCUACGAAGUGGACAAGGAUUUGUUUUCUGUUGCGGUCAAGUGCCGUAGGAAGUCGACGAAGACAAUGACGAGUUUCGGUGUGCCGUUUUUCGUUUGCGUGCCGAAGCGGACCACAACGGCGGAGGUGGUCGAAGCAUUGGUAAGAAAAAUGGAGCGGAUUUACAAGCCGUCUGAUCAAAUGGACACGGGCGAAUCGGACUUCUCCUUAUCCCUGAGCACCGGCCAUGGUAAAAACGUACAGGAACUGACGGAUAACGAGCCAGUCGAGUUUUUGGAAGGAGAAGAUUACGAAUUGUGGCUGAACUGGAAAGAGGAAGCGUUGGUACGACGUGUUUUGAACGAAGCCGCUUUCACGGAGUACACCCAACGACAGUCAAUUCUUUACAGUCCAAAGAAGCCGAUUGGUCUCAAGGAUUGUUUCCGACUCUUCACGACGACGGAAACGCUCCGCGGAGACAACGCCUGGUACUGUCCGAAGUGUAAAGUUCACCAAGAAGCCACGAAGAAAAUCGACAUUUGGUCGCUGCCGGACAUUCUAAUCGUGCAGCUGAAGCGGUUCUCUUACACUCGCCACAGUCGAGACAAGAUCGAGGCCUUUGUGGACUAUCCGACCCGUAGCUUGGAUCUGAGCGAGUUCGUGAUCGCCCCGCGACACCCGGACCCAGUUUACGACCUGAUCGGCGUGAGCAACCACUAUGGCGGUCUCGGCGGCGGCCAUUACACGUCCUACUGCCGGAACAAGGACGACGGCCAUUGGUAUCACUUUGACGACUCGUCCGUGUCGCGGGUCAGCGAGAGCGACGUGGUGUCCAAGUCGGGCUACGUGUUGUUUUAUCAGCGGAGGGGCUCGAGGGUUGCAGUGCGAUACCCAAGUGUGUCGAUGGGCGACGACGCGGGCGAGUGGUGAUGCAGGCAGAGUAGGGCUCUUAUUGAGAAUUCUGUUGCGCUUUUCAACAUUUUUUUUUCACCCCUGGAGUUCUCAUCAUCGAAACCGCUAAAAAAAAUAAAAUAAAAAGUCCCGGUAUAUAGGAACUGAAACCUGGUGCUGUCGUAGCCUGUGAUGCGAAAGCUGAACACACUCGGUACAGUACAAUGCUCUCAUCCUGCGUCGAAGCAGUUCGUCUGUCUCCCUUUUUCCUUAGUUCGAUAACUUAUGAGAACAGCAUUAUAAAGGUUGGCCUUGCACUGACUUAUUUAUUGUUGUAUCUGUUUCUCGGAUGUGUUCAUGUAAAUUAUUUUUCAAGCGUUUUUUUGUUUUGUUUGAGUGAUGAGCCGGUAAUGAGGUUUUCGUGUCGUAAGUAUUAUAAUCGUUCCGAUGUAUAUCGGUGAUCGUGGGGUUAGUUAUACCUUCGAUCUUUCCAAUUUAAAGUUUUACAGGCCAUAGUUUCAGUGUGAUUUUCAAUAGAAUGCGUGGGUCGUUGAAAGACUAGAGAGUUGUGACUUUGGGGGACACCGUAUUUUGUAAACUUUGUUGAGCUUCGUUGAUUUAUUUGGCGUCUCGCGGGCUGCGACAGCACUACUGCGGCCUGAUACUUUCAAAAAAAUGACUCGAGUGGAAAACUCACUUCGCGUGUCUAACUUAAACUGUUCCUCAUUGAAAUGUGUCGUGAUCAUUUGGUAAUGUUUUCUCCUUGGAUUCGAUUUUCUUCUUUCCUCUUCUGCGCCGCCGUGGCGUCCAUUCGUUCGUUUUCCGAAUUGUUCUGGUCAAUAUUUUUUCGUUUUUAUUCGUGAGUGAUCUGCGCCAUGCCCUGUGCCGGAGGGAAAUUUCGGUGGUGGUACUGAUCAAAAACAGGUUCUCACCUAAGCCUGAAAUGAUUUUUUUGUGAACUCCUCUUUGAAGGGUUAGAUUGUUAGUCUUUUUUCCCCCCUCAGAGCUUGUUGUUUUCUGGUUGCCUCGUUCGGCAACCCUUGAUGUUGAAGCCGGGAGGGAAGAUCGCUGAGGAAAAGAACAGUGUUAUAGAGGAUGAA
This is a messenger RNA of Notodromas monacha, 3701 nucleotides long. The record is from the annotation of a GenBank genome assembly. NCBI's taxonomy places the organism in Eukaryota, Metazoa, Arthropoda, Ostracoda, Podocopida, Cyprididae.